This is a messenger RNA of Schizophyllum commune H4-8, 435 nucleotides long. RefSeq lists its product as uncharacterized. Lineage: Eukaryota; Fungi; Basidiomycota; Agaricomycetes; Agaricales; Schizophyllaceae. The transcript is spliced from 3 exons. The annotation marks the transcript as partial. The record is from RefSeq and is a predicted model, not a curated record.
UAUCCUGUAUGGGACCCGAAGGAGAACAAGGUGUUCUUCCUCAAGGACUCGUGGCGCUCUGGCUUUGCCAACGUUCAGCCGGAGGCCGAAAUCGUCCGCGAUCUUAAUCGCGCGGGCGUGAGCUACGCUCCGCAGCUCGUAUGCGGCGGUGAUCUGCCAGGCAAGUGGCAGAAGACCGUCACGCACGAGUACGUCGGCGACCCGGAGAACAAUGGCCAGCACAAGGAGCAUCACCCGCGCAUUCACCAUCGGCUGGUGGAGCCCAUAUACGAGCCUCUCUGGAAAUUCAAGUCCUCGAAGCAGCUACUCCAGACGUUGGACAACGUUUGCACAUGGUAUAGAGGGGCGAGUCUGCCUCCUCCCAUGGGCGGACGUCGCUACUCCACUAGCAGGAAGACUGAGGUCUUGCGCGUCCUGCGCUUCUUUAGCUCGUGA